GGAGAUCAGGGCACGCUGGAUUUCUCUUACUUGCUCUUCAAAGCAGGAUAGAUUAAAGCUUUUUUUCUACAGAGAUGAGGUUGAUAAAGCUGGACAGCCUGCUGAUAAAGAAGAUGAUGAGGGGCAUGCAGAUUUUACGUCUAUAGUAUUCUAACAAACCAGGUCAAGGAUGGGAAACUCAGAGAGCCAGUACAGCUUUCAAGGGCCAAGAAGCAACAGCUUUACCUUCCCUGUCAGACAAAAGCCCCAUUCAGAGAAGUUCUGUACUGCCAAAGAGGAAUUUUUAACACCUAACGGAUGGUGGAAGACAGGAUCCAGAGUUUCUGGUUUUAGAUCCAAAGCCAUGGCGCGGGGAUGUUUUUCUCAGCCGAAGUCUAACCAGUCCACACUGUCUCGGCAUUAUGACCAUGUUAGUAAAGGAAGAGAUGUGAAGAGAAGGCUCAGUACUCAGUGGAAAAGUUCUUCUGAACGGUUAGAAUCAAAUGGAGUGUUGCCAUCUGAGAAUGGCUACCAUGAGAGUCUAGGUAAGAAUGAUGGAGCCUUCCGAAGUGAUUGUAAUGGUCAUACUGGAAAUGGAUACAGGACACCUGAGAGAAAAGCCAGACUGGAGGAACUGGAGGAUCAAACCAGUCCCAGGGUUGUGAUCAAGAACGAUGGCAGUGUAAAGGUAGAGUUUAAUCAGGUCUCAAAAAGCUCUCUGCUUCCCUGUGAGUCUGGAGGGCCUGUCCAGCUGGUAAAGUUUUCCCCUACAUCCCAGUCUGUUCCAUCCAUUGUACCUCACAUGGGGUCUGAUUAUGAAACUGCCCCAGUGGCUGCCAGUUCAAUCACCAGGACCAGCAAGGGCAGCUCACUAAGCUCAGAAGGCAGCUGGUAUGACUCGCCCUGGGGGACGGGAGGAGCGCUCAAUAAUGAUGACAGAGACUUAUCUAACAGAGUUUCACAAGUUCACGUUCACUCUGUGCAGACAGAACGGUUUUCUCAACAGCGGCCCGGUACUGGAAUAUCUGAUCUGUACAGAGACCCCAGCAUGGCUGUCACCUUUCCUACUGCCAGUGAUCUGAAGCUUGCAAAUGAGCUACCCUUUCAGCACAGGUCCUCGUUUGUGUGCGUAAUGGAGGAACCUGAUAUUGAGGAGUUCCAAGGGUUACAGCAGUAUUCCUCUCUUACGUUACCCUGUCGAAAAUCGGAAGGCAUCACAGACAACGCUGAAAAGAAAGAGUCUAUGAGGAAUAGAAUGAGGAAGCUCAGUGACUGGACCGGAAGCCUGACUAGACGGAAAAAGAAAUUAAAGGAGCCCAGAUACAAAGAGCCUCUUGAUUGCUUCGACAGUGGUGUAGAUGGCUUAACUGCUGACACCAGCUCUCCCUCUCAGGUCUCCAGCUUGCGAGGGUACCCCAACGGUCAGUCACGGCCCCGCUCACAGUCUCAGGUGCUGCCCCCCUGCAGUUCUGUAGGUGCUCUUCACCUGAGCACCGAUGCUCUCAGGCAGAACAUCUACGACAACUUCAUGAGGGAGCUGGAGACCAGCCACACAGCAGCAGGAAGCGGUGAAGAGCAAGGCGAGAACUCUGCAGAUACAGAGACCAGCAGUCAGGAGACGAUGGCCUCGCUGGAACAACUGGAUUUGCUGUUUGAGAAGGAGCAGGGAGUGGUGAGGCGAGCGGGAUGGUUGACCUUUAAGCCCUUGCUUACACUGCACAAAGACCGUAAAAUAGAGCUGGUGCCCCGGCGCAGGUGGAAACAGUACUGGGUCACUCUUAAAGGUUGUACACUUCUGCUUUAUGAAACCUAUGGCAAAGGAUCUCCGGAGCAGGAGACCACACCAAGCCAUGCUUUGCUGACUGAAGAUGGAAUAGUUCAGGCUGUUCCUGAACACCCGAAAAAAGAGAACGUAUUCUGCCUCAGCAAUGUCUAUGGCGAUGUCUUUCUCUUUCAGGCCUCCAGUCAGACAGACCUGGAGAACUGGGUCACUGCUAUCCACUCUGCCAGCGCAUCUUUGUUUGCAAAACGUCAGGGGAAGGAGGACACACUGCUUUUGCUCCGUGGCCACAUCCGCAGUUUGCUUCAGAAGAUUGACAUGGAUGGAAAAAUGAAGAAGAUGGCUGAGCUUCAGCUUUCUAUUGUCAGUGACCCUAAAAACAGGAAAGCCAUUGAAAACCAAAUCCAGCAGUGGGAUCAGAAUCUGGAAAAAUUCAACAUUGAUUUGUUCCGGAUGCGCUGCUACCUGGCCAGCCUGCAGGGGGGAGAGUUGCCCAAUCCGAAGAGUCUUCUGGCCACUGUCAGUCGUCCAUCUAAAGCUGCUCUUGGCCGACUGGGAAUCUUCUCUGUGUCUUCUUUUCAUGCACUGAUAUGCUCCAGAGAUGAAGCAACAUUAAGAAAGCGAUCUCUGUCUUUGUCCCAGCGGAAUCGCUAUAGGAAAGGAGUCUUCUCUUCACUCAAAGGCCUGGACACCUUGACCAAACGCAGUCGGGACAAGAGACCUUCUGCUUCACAGAUCUUUGACACUGGUGAAGUAGAACAGCUUGGCUAUCUUCCUACUUCUAGUAGAGAGAGGCUGGCUGGUUUAGAUGAUGAAUACUCAGUGGCACCACCUGAGGGCAACCACUGGGACGGAGGUUUGGGAACACCAACCUGUGUUUACAUGCCAGACUACCAGGCAGUUACUGUGGCUCUAAAAGGCCAACACACAGUCAUGGAUGUACUACAGAUGGCCUGCAAGGUGAAGAACCUGGAUCCUAAUCUACACUGCUUACAGCUAAGGAGGGGCAUUGGUGAUCAAAUGGAGGUCUGGACACCAGCAGCCCAUCAGCUUCUUCAGGACCUGACGUAUGAUGAACUGGAGGUCAACGUUAUUACUGUUCACACUCUCCACAUGACCAGACCCACAUGCACAGGGGAUUUUGGAUUUGCUGUGACUGGUCAUGUGGACGGUCUCCGUCGCAGCCGAAUCUUUGUCACUGAAGUUCUGCCAGAUGGAAUUGCAUUUAGUGAAGGUCUGAGGCCAGGUGAUGAGAUCCUGGUUCUCAAUGGGUGUGAGGUCCCGUCUCUUGAACUGGCUCUCAUUCAGACUCUCUUCAGUGAACACACACUACAGCUGACUAUCAGACGGGAUCCUCUUUCACAAAGACGAGAUUCAGCUCCCUCACACCACCACAGCAGCCAACAGAUGCUGAAGGAUUCCCUGUACCGCCAUCACAGAGCCAAGUCUGCUACAGAUGUGUCAAGUGUGGCCGAAUCCUCGGGUAAAGCUGGGGUAGAGGGGUAUAUACAGCAUCCUCCCAUCCACAGAGCAGUCCAGCAGAGCAAGAGCGUGGAGACGGUGUGUUCACUGUACCACUCCCUCCACGAGGGGUCUGGAGGACUGAUGGAGAGUCAAAAGGAGUCAGGGGGUCCUGAUACCACCAUGCUUAGGCCUUGUCCACGCCACAUGUCUGCCACUGAGAGACUUCGCAAGGUCAUCCAGGAAUUAGUGGACACUGAGAAAUCCUACGUCAAGGACCUCAGCUGCCUGUUUGAGAUUUACCUGAAACCGCUGCAGAAGGAGAGAUUUCUUACACUGGAUGAGAUGGAGAGUUUGUUUGGGAGCCUGCCUGAGAUGCUGGACUUCCAGAAGGUUUUUCUGCAAACACUGGAGGAGCGAGUAGCUUCAUCUCCAGACUUCAGUACACUGGAGACCCCUGUGCAGUUCAAGAAGCUGUUAUUUUCACUGGGUGGGUCAUUUCUCUACUAUGCAGAUCACUUCAAACUCUACAGCGGCUUCUGUGCCAACCACAUCAAGGUCCAGAAGGUUCUAGAACGAGCCAAAACAGAUCGAGCCUUUAAGGAGUUCCUUGAUGCAAAGAAUCCCAUGAAGCAGCACUCGUCUACCUUGGAGUCGUAUCUGAUCAAACCUGUGCAGAGAGUAUUAAAAUAUCCUCUACUGCUGCGAGAGCUGGUGUCUUUGACUGACACGGACAGUGAAGAACACUAUCACCUCACAGAGGCUUUGAAAGCCAUGGAGAAAGUGGCCAGUCACAUAAAUGAGAUGCAGAAGAUUUACGAGGACUACGGCACAGUGUUCGACCAGCUAGUGGCUGAACAAAAUGGCUCAGAAAAAGAGGUCACAGAGAUCUCCAUGGGAGAGUUUCUCAUGCAUUCUUUAGUGAUCUGGCUCAACCCGUUCCCAUCUCUGGGACGCAUGAAGAAGGAGCCUGAACUGACUGUAUUUGUGUUCAAGAAGGCAGUGAUUCUGGUAUACAAGGAGAAUAAUAAGAUUAAAAAGAAAAUGAAUGUACCACGCUCAGCUCACUCUCAUGGGGAUCAGGACAUGUUUAAGUUCCGCUGGCUCAUCCCUCUGUCAGCACUGCAGGUCAGACUGGGCAACACAGCAGAUACUAACUGCAUUUGGGAGCUGGUCCAUGUCAAGUCAGAACUGGAGGGCAGACCAGAGACAGUGUUCCAGCUGUGCAGCAGCGCGCCAGAGUGCAAAGUAAAAAUGGUGAAGGUGAUUCGUUCUAUUCUGCGAGAGAAUGUGAGGAAGGGAAUGCGAGGAAAUGAGCGCCCAGCUGAAAAACCCUACAGAGGACGUCUCACACCACUAAGAAGGACUUUACCUUCCUCGGCCAAGCUGGGUUCCUCUCGAGCUUCCUUGCUCUGUCAGAACGUGGACAAUACAUCUCCCACCAAAAGUGACUCACUAAAGCAGCAUCAUCUCGAUUCAGAUUCAGCAAGUGAAAGCAACGGAGACCGGCCUCACCUGGUACCCAGUACCAACCCCACCCUCAGAGGCAAAAGCAUGAAGGAGUCGGACAUUCUCAGCGAUGAAGACGAUGGAUUCAGUGAGUGCCUCGCUAGGCGUGGCUCUACUCCUGGUGCCAUCGAGAUUCAGUUCCAGGAGCUGCUAUUGACAGACGAGACACGAAUGGAACCCGAAGGCAAAGAAGUAGAUUCACUGGAAAGGCAUCCUCCGCUAAGACGAGCUCACUUUUGUCCGAUAAAGCGCAAAUCUGUGAAAGGAGACGCCAGCUCUAGACGCAGCCAGGGGGCACUACUGAGCCUGAGGCAGCAGAGCCACUCUUUGGACAGCCAGUCUGAGUCAGUUGUCUGCAGUAUGGACCUAAACUCACUGCUGGAGCGAGAGUUCAGCAUUCAGUCUCUUUCCUCAGUGGUUAAUGAGGACUGUUUUUUUGACAAUGGUACCAAGACCGGUGCUAAGGCUACGACAUCAUAGUCAUGUAAAGCAUGUGGAAGGUGAUCAGUUUGAACAUAAUAUAAGGGUUGAUGCAAAAUGUGUUUUGCCUUAACAAAGCUCAGAACUGAGAGGAGAGCAACUGAAAGCUUUGUCAGUGCCACAGUGACCAAUAGCUUUAGUACUACUGGUUUUAAACUUUAGCCUUAUUUAAAAGAGUAGUUUACCAUAAUAUACACAAUUUCCAAAUGAAGUUUCUGCUUGAAAAAUCAUAAGUAUUAUGCAAUUUGUUUGGAAUUAGUACAAAUGUUCAAAUGGCUGAUGAUUUGUUUUUACUUUUGUUUUGUGUUUCCUCAGUUUUGUGCUGAACUUACAAGACUUGUGUAGCUAACAAAGAAUAUUUCUUUUACCCCAGUGUCAAAUGUCUUAUUUAAAAUUCACUUUAGUUACAAUAGAAGAUUGGUACAAUAGCAGUGAUAUUUAAGAUUAUGUUUAUACUUUAACCAAAAUCUUUUUCUGUACAUACUGGGCCCAAAUCUUUUAUGAAUUAUUUUAUAAAAUACCAGUAUUUUCCAACGUAAAGCUUUUCGGUACAAUUUUGCAAUCUAAUUUACAACUAGUUGUCUUGCAAGAAAUAAAACUACAAUGCAAUAAAAGUUAAAAAAAAAUGUUUGUCAUAACAAAAUUUUUUGGGUUAAAUAAAACAAUCAUUAAAGUUAAAGAAAAAAAUCAGUGGUUUAAUAAGAAUUGUUCACAUUCUCACCUGUGUACAUAUCGUACAUAUGGAGGAUUAAAAGUGAAAUCGACUACAGGGCAGGACGGUGUCAACAGACUUUUACUGUACAUCAAAUGUGUUGGGCCGCAUCCUAAAGCACACAUUAAAUAACUCAAUAAAUACGAACACUAUUAUUUUGACAUUGUGUUUAAAAACAUAGUAUGCCAUUUGGGACGACGCAUCUGUUUCCUGAUAUUUUGUCACUUGAAAAUAAUUAAUAGCUUUAAUGUAGAACUUGGGUUCUUACAAGCUGUGGUUCAUAUCCCGUACUCUAACAUCAUACAGUGUUUUACUGUUUGGCUAGAAAAUCUACAUGCACAUAGUACAUUUGUCUGUGGCUUUGAUUAGCGCAUUAAAAUGUGAUGUGAACAGUACUACUAAAAGCUACAGUACUACAUCAGUAUGUGAUUUGAAACACAGCAAUAGUUCAAAUCUGCUGCAGCUGCCACCAUGGUGUUUUAUUUAUAUAUAAUAAUUAUAAAAUAAUGCAGGAAUAAUGUUUUUUGUAAACUAUUCUUUUAUAGUCUAACUACAAGGCACCCUGAGUUACUCAAAAAUUAGCUCAUUUUUUAGUCUUAAUGAAGUAACAGACUGUUUAGACUCUGCCUUGUUGUAUUAAUGUUGUGCUUUUGCACAUAUUUUGCCUACUUUAACUGUGCUUUUAUUUGUACAUCAUUGAGUUUUUAAUGAUUUUAUUAUUUAUUAAUGCAUUUCUGUUUUCAUUGUGCAGGGAAACCAUGAAAGUAAAACAUGUUUAAGAGCUGUGUAACUAGCACAUGUGUUGUAAUGCAUUUUUUUCUGAUUAAUAAGGCAGAGUUGGUAUGUUAAAUGCAAUUAAAACAAAACUGGAUGUGCUGUAAUGUUGGUACUGGCCAUAAGUUCAGUUUUUAAUCCAAAUAUGUAUAGUAUUUUUUUCAGGAUGUACUGUUACUUACUUUGUCCUACUGUACAUUCAUCUGUGAUUUCACUGGGAAAAAAACUGCUGUAAAUGUAAUAUCAAAUAAACAGUGCACAGUUUGUUUUU
Trichomycterus rosablanca is the source of this 6966-nucleotide messenger RNA. RefSeq names its product TIAM Rac1 associated GEF 2a (gene tiam2a). The transcript is spliced from 27 exons. Gene Ontology annotation, cellular component: synapse; membrane. Gene Ontology annotation, biological process: activation of GTPase activity; small GTPase-mediated signal transduction; positive regulation of axonogenesis. Bases 170 to 5209 code for a protein of 1679 amino acids. The record is from RefSeq and is a predicted model, not a curated record. NCBI's taxonomy places the organism in Eukaryota, Metazoa, Chordata, Actinopteri, Siluriformes, Trichomycteridae. Gene Ontology annotation, molecular function: protein binding; guanyl-nucleotide exchange factor activity.